CACUGGGAUGAAUUCGGAGGCCCCGAAGCCUAUAAUACCGCCGCACUCAGUGGAUUCCCCAACUUUUUCAUGAUGUACGGGCCGAACUCCGGCACUAUUCACACAUCGACCACCACUGACAUUGAAAAUGCCAUCAACUUCGCGCUACAGGUCAUUAAACCCGUUAUAGAUGGCCAAGCAAGCAUUAUCAACGUCAAGCGAGGCGCCGAGGAAUGGUAUUCCGACCGAGUCCAGAAGAAGUCAAUAGGCACCGUCUGGUACUCUGGAUGCGUCAACUGGUAUUUCAAGACAACCAAGAACGGACAGAAGUGGAACUCCAUGAUCAAUCCCCUUUCUCAGGUGCAGUUCUGGUUCAGAGCUUGUUUCCCACCUGGGGCCACUGGGAAUAUUCGGGCAGACGCUUCGGGUAGUGCUUGGGAGCUCUAG
Fusarium keratoplasticum is the source of this 426-nucleotide messenger RNA. RefSeq lists its product as uncharacterized. The transcript has 3 exons. The record is from RefSeq and is a predicted model, not a curated record. Bases 70 to 426 code for a protein of 118 amino acids. Lineage: Eukaryota; Fungi; Ascomycota; Sordariomycetes; Hypocreales; Nectriaceae.